AGAGAGUAGUUGACUUUGCUUGUGUUGAAAGGAACAACUUUUGAUUUUAUCUGGGGAGUUGGGGAGACGAUUUCACGAGCUUCGAGUUGUCAAAUGGAGGAGGAGGAGCUGAUAACUCCUUCCAUCAGCCUCUUCUUCUUAGCUAUGUAAAGCUGGAACGACUUUGCUUGUGGAAGCAAAGAAGAUAUAUCUCCACUCCAGCCCACCAAUGCCAGAGAGGAGCAGAGAUUCAGAGAGAACUUUUGUUUGCUUUUCGUGAACAGGGGCUCUUUUGGGUAACUUUCAUUAUAUAUAUACACUCUGUCGAUCAUCAUCGUCCGCAUCCGCAUCGAAGCUCACCCUUUUGCUAAUCAUCAUCUGCAUCAUCGCGAGCAGGAGCAAGGAAAGGAAAAGAUCAGAAAUUUCCCAUCAUUGGAAAUCGAGUCUGAGAGAGAGCGAGAGUGGAGCGGGGAGUAGGGAUGAUGCUGAUGAUCAUGAAGAGAAGCUGCGUGGCUCUCGUGCUGGUUCUGCAGUUGCUGAGUGGGGUCUCCGCAAGAAGCUCGGUUUUUGCACGUAAUGGCUAUGAUCGUCACGGGGUUGCUCUUCAUCAAACUGAGACCGACCCGGAGAUGCUUCCAUCUUCAAAGCACCCAAGGACCUUAUCAGAGAGAGCGCAAGAAGAGAUCAGGAGCGGUGAUGAUGAUGAUGAACAAGAAGAAGAAGAUGGGAAGCAAAUGGGAGUGAGCAAGAUCGGGUCGAGCCCACCGAGGUGCGAGCACAAGUGCUAUGGCUGCACGCCCUGCGAAGCCACCCAAGUGCCAGCCACCCACGACGGGCACGCCCAUGUCCGGGUCCAAUACACCAACUACGAGCCCGAGGGUUGGAAGUGCAAGUGCGGCCCUGCCCUCUAUACACCUUGACCCUUCCAUUGACGAAACACAAGGAUCUCUCAAUCUUUAUUUCCUUCA
Messenger RNA from Rhodamnia argentea, 947 nucleotides. RefSeq names its product EPIDERMAL PATTERNING FACTOR-like protein 3. The transcript has 2 exons. NCBI's taxonomy places the organism in Eukaryota, Viridiplantae, Streptophyta, Magnoliopsida, Myrtales, Myrtaceae. The record is from RefSeq and is a predicted model, not a curated record. Gene Ontology annotation, biological process: stomatal complex development; guard cell differentiation. The coding region runs from base 459 to 899 and encodes 146 amino acids.